AUGGCCAAAGAUGAUGAAAAAUAAAAUUAAAUAAAAGAUAUCAAUGAUGAUGAAUAACUACUAAGAAACUAAAGUACAAUUGUUAGUUCCACAUAAUCAUUUGUAAAAGUUGGAUAAGAAAAUAAUAGUAAAGAAUUCCUUUAAGGAUAGUCAGUCGUUUAUGAACCAGAAAACUAAGAGGAUUAAAUAGAUUUUGAAGAUGAACUUUAAAUAGAUGUUGAAUUUUCAAGAAAUAGUGAAAAAAUAAAUGACAAUGCUAAUGCAGUUGAAAAUUUUAUAGAGAGUUAAAAUUAAGUUGAUAAUGAGGUCUUGAAUUUUGAAUAAAGUAAAAAGGCAACAAUGACUAAAAUUUAGAGCAAAAUACCAUAUAGAAAUGAUGAUAUCGAUUCGAAUGAUUCGGGAGAAAACAAAGAUUAUGCUAGUCUUGAGAUCAGUAAUAGUUAAGAGAAUAAUGAAUAAUCUGACAAAUUAGAUGAGGUGAGAAUAAAAUUAAAUAGUGAGGAUGAAAAUGUAUAAGGAAUAUAAAAUUAUGAACCCUUUAAUAAUGAAGGUAUGAAUAGCAAAUGA
Molecule: messenger RNA, 567 nt
Organism: Stylonychia lemnae
Lineage: Eukaryota; Ciliophora; Spirotrichea; Sporadotrichida; Oxytrichidae
Source: the annotation of a GenBank genome assembly